Messenger RNA from Phodopus roborovskii (desert hamster), 2254 nucleotides. RefSeq names its product progestin and adipoQ receptor family member 7 (gene Paqr7). The coding region runs from base 378 to 1415 and encodes 345 amino acids. Gene Ontology annotation, biological process: response to steroid hormone. The record is from RefSeq and is a predicted model, not a curated record. Gene Ontology annotation, cellular component: plasma membrane. The transcript has 2 exons. NCBI's taxonomy places the organism in Eukaryota, Metazoa, Chordata, Mammalia, Rodentia, Cricetidae. Gene Ontology annotation, molecular function: nuclear steroid receptor activity; steroid binding.
GAGUGGUGUGUUGAGCUCAGAGCUCUUGCUGGGACACGCAUUCUACUCUCUUGCAACUAUCACUGAAUUGAAGUCUGCACUUUGGAGAAGUGGGCAAACUCAGCGGGAGUUUGCAGCCCUAUUGCCGAGCCUAGGAUCUUUGGGUCUCCUAUUUCAGUCUGUACUGUGACCACAGGAAGUCCCGGGAUGCGACCGAGCUUGCAUAACGCUAGGCGGGAUGCUUCAGGCUGGCGGAGGCGGCUGAGUCCCUGGUGCCCAGCGCCGCCCUCCGCGCCUGGGGCGUGGCUGCCGCCCUUGUAUCAGCUGCUCCAACGCGGGGACGCAGCAGACCGCUCUCAGCUCUGCUCUGGCCACAGUUUCCUGCCCGGGACCCAGACAUGGCGAUGGCAGUAGCGCAGAAGUUCAGCCACCUGCUGUCCAGCCUGUGGCACGUGGGCCAGAAGCCUCUGCAGCCUGAGCCCGUGUUCACAGUGGACCGGGCUGAGGUGCCACCUCUCUUCUGGAAGCCCUAUAUCUAUGCUGGCUACCGGCCGCUGCAUCAGACCUGGUAUUUCUACUUCCGCACACUGUUCCAGCAGCACAACGAGGCUGUGAACGUGUGGACUCACCUGCUGGCGGCCUUGGCACUGCUGCUGCGCCUGGUCAUCUUGGUGGGGAGCGUGGACUUCUGGGAAGACCCGCACGCCCUGCCCCUCUUCAUCAUCGUCCUGGCCUCCUUCACUUACCUCUCCUUCAGUGCCCUGGCGCACCUCCUGCAGGCCAAGUCAGAGUUUUGGCACUACAGCUUCUUCUUCCUGGACUACGUGGGCGUAGCCGUGUACCAGUUUGGCAGUGCCCUGGCACACUUCUACUAUGCCAUCGAGCCUACCUGGCAUGCCCAGGUGCAGGCCAUCUUCCUGCCCACCGCUGCCUUCUUGGCCUGGCUUUCCUGUGCUGGGUCCUGCUACAACAAGUACAGCCAGAAGCCGGGCCUGCUGGGCCGCACUUGCCAGGAGGUGCCCUCGGCGCUGGCCUAUGCGCUGGACAUCAGUCCCGUGGUGCACCGCAUCAUAGUGUCCCCUCUCCCCGCCGAGGAUGACCCCGCUCUUCUUUAUCACAAGUGCCAGGUGGUUUUCUUUCUUCUGGCUGCUGCGUUUUUCUCCACCGUCAUGCCGGAGAGUUGGUUCCCCGGCAGCUGCCACAUCUUUGGGCAGGGACACCAAGUUUUCCAUGUCUUUUUGGUGCUGUGCACGUUGGCCCAGCUAGAGGCAGUGACAUUGGACUAUCAGGCCCGGAGGCCCAUCUAUGAGCCUCUGCAUGCCCGUUGGCCCCACAACUUCUCCGGCCUCUUUCUGCUCACCGUGGGCAGCAGCAUCCUCACUGCCUUGCUCCUCAGCCAGCUAGUGAGGCGCAAACUCCGUCAGAAGACUAAGUGAAAGCAGGGUGGGCGGAGCCGGCAGGGUGAGAGAAGGCGCUAGGGACAAAGGCCUGGACUUGGCUCCAGAUGGGAACAAGGCCUGGUAAAGUUGUUUGUAUCUGGCGGGCCAUGACUCCCUGCCUACAAGCUCAAUGGCCAAGGUGGUGCUAGCCGAUCCUUGGACCUGGGGAUUGGCUGGGAGCUGCACAAUCCCUAGCCAGUUCCCUGCCCUGGGAAGAGAAGAGAUGAGGGAGUGGGUUUUCCUGACUUCCCGCCCUUGCCUCCUAUCAGGGAUAAAGGUUAGGGUUCAGCUUUGGUCAGCACCCUGGUUUGGGGUUUCCAGGUUGUUAGGUGGGGGUUGAGACUGGUCAGGGUCAGAUUUGAGCUGAGAGGGAGUCUGCCACAUUUCACUGGUGGAGGGGAAAUAAACAGGCCAGAAGGGUGGGUAACAUUUUAAUCACUGGGUUCCAGAGUCUACUGCCCAUAACCCUUCAUGACAGCCCCAGCCUUAAGCCUCACAUCUGGCCUGCAUACUCCUUCAAGCUUCUCUCCCAUACUCUCACGAGUGAUUCUGAGUUCUGUCUCCUUAGCUGUUUCCCAGGACUCCAGGCUUUGGCACCUUAAGGAACUGUCAAAGGAAGUUCAGAGGCCAGGCUAAUGAGCACUGCCUGGCUUAUUCAGAACCUCAGGCUGGGGAGAGUGAGUAGGAGUUUGCUGACUGAGUUUAGGGCAUUAGACAAAAGGGGACACCUGUGCCCAGACUCAGAGGUGCAAAGCAGGGAGCUGAGUGGGGCUGGAGGUAAGGCUGGUGUCUGGUCCCUGAUAGGUCCUAGAUGUAAUAAAGUGACUAUGGCAACA